AUGGCGGGCGAUGGCGACCGGGUCGACCGCCGUCCGGUGAUUCGUGGUGCUCUUCGAGCCCUUGAUGACGAGAUCCUUCGUGAUCGGAGCUACGCUGAGCGUCAUGUUGAAGUAGCUUAUCGCUGUGCGGACGCUCUUGAUCAUUUGGAGCGCGUUGUGCGCCGACUGCCUCGCCUUGAGGCCUACCGCGCUUUGUCCGAGCGACUCCUAGUCGUGAAGCAGGCGAAUGCGUCGCUGCAGGCAACAGUGGAGCGCUUGGUGCCAUUGGAGGUGGAGGUUGUUGCACUCCAUGCUCAGAACCAGUUGCUGGUUCAACUUCUGGAUGGUCGCGGGCUUGAGGGAUCCGCUCCGGCGCCAAUGCUUCCGCGUUUACUUGCGUCGGAUCCCGGUACGGCCUGA
Messenger RNA from Plasmopara halstedii, 399 nucleotides. RefSeq lists its product as uncharacterized. Lineage: Eukaryota; Oomycota; Peronosporomycetes; Peronosporales; Peronosporaceae. The coding region runs from base 1 to 399 and encodes 132 amino acids. The transcript has a single exon. The record is from RefSeq and is a predicted model, not a curated record.